CUGACAGUUGGCAGGACGGUAGGAAGAAUUGUCAAUGUCAAGUUAGUUUGAAAUUGUGAUUAAUUAGUACGGAAUUCAUUUUCGAAAUCUUCUGGAAUUCUGUGCACUUCACUUGCCUUCUCUCUAGGUUAUACUUUAAUUGGAAACUUAAUAACCUAUUGUGAUUACAUUAAUAUGUACAGAUUAAAAUUAACAGCCCUAGGACAUCCAAACCCCAAAAGCUUUGACUGUGAAGACGUCAAAGAAUAUAGGAGCGUAGUUCUUUGGCUUGAGGACCAAAAAAUCAGACAUUAUAAAAUCGAAGAUAGAGAUGGUCUUAGAAAUAUCGACUCUGAUAAUUGGCAGAAUGCGUACGAUUUAUAUCAAAAAGACUUAGUGAGUCCUGUUGCUGAUGGAACACCGAACGAACAAUUAAAUUGGCUUUUAUCCUAUGCUGUAAGAUUGGAGUUUGCUGAUAAUGUUACUAAAUACAAGGCAGUAAAAAUUGAAGAACCUAAAAAGGUAACACCUAAUGUUGUAUCAUCCAAUCCUCUUGACAACCUCAAUUUUUCAAGUCCGGCAUUUGUUAAUGGAGUGGAGAGAGUUUGUGCCUUAAGCGGGAUUGGACCUCAUCCUGAUCCCAAAUUUAGAAUUGCAGCUUUAGCAAAAGUCUUGAAAACAUCACCCCAUCCUGAUUAUCCUAAUACAGAAGUUAGUGUUAUUAAACAGCCAAAAGAUGUCCUCGAACUUAUUUUCAUCCAGAACCUUAGAGAUUUACAAACAAGUAUAAACGAAGCUUUAGUGGCUGUACAAACUGUGACAGCAGAUCCACGCACUGAUACUAAAUUAGGUAAAGUUGGUAGAUAACCUUACAACUUAAAAAAAAUUAAAACCAUAAUGUGCAUUAAAAUCUCAAUAAUAAUUCCUGAAAUAGUAAC
This is a messenger RNA of Papilio machaon (common yellow swallowtail), 917 nucleotides long. RefSeq names its product RNA transcription, translation and transport factor protein. Gene Ontology annotation, cellular component: tRNA-splicing ligase complex. Gene Ontology annotation, molecular function: RNA binding. Bases 175 to 846 code for a protein of 223 amino acids. Gene Ontology annotation, biological process: tRNA splicing, via endonucleolytic cleavage and ligation. Lineage: Eukaryota; Metazoa; Arthropoda; Insecta; Lepidoptera; Papilionidae. The transcript is spliced from 4 exons. The record is from RefSeq and is a predicted model, not a curated record.